UUUGCCCAGUCGCCCGUUUCCGUCUUCCCAGCGCCUGUUAGCCAUUGUCGUCUCUGUACCGGGUUUUCAGGGUUUGAUUGGGCACAAGAGAGCGAACGUCGUUGUGACUUCGGUAUUUAAAGUUGAAAGAACAGGUGGAGCGGAUUUUUUACGACAAAAGGGCGAACUCAGCUGUACAAUCAUGUAUGGCAACGGAUAUUCCAAUCAAACUUCUUACAGACCCCGGCAAAACAGGGAGUAUGGCAACAGGGGCGUGGGUGGGACGUACUGGAACAGCCAGCAGCACCAUCAGCAGGCUCACCAGCCGAACCCCCAGUCCCAGAACACCUACAACAUGAAAAAGAAUCCAAACCAGAAGAAGUGCCCAGGUGAUUCCCUGAAGAAGCCCUCGUGGGACAUGGGAGCUCUCCCCCAAAUAACGAAGAACCUCUACGUGCCCCAUGCCAACAUCAGAAGCCGCACCCCAGACGAGGUGACGCAGUACCACAUCGGCAAGGAAAUCACAGUGAAAGGGAACAACACCCCCUACCCCAUCCAGGCAUUCGAGGAGAGUAACUUCCCGGACUACGUGAUGCAGGAAAUUCACAAGCAGGGAUUCCAGGAGCCAACAGCAAUCCAGGCCCAAGGCUGGCCAAUAGCCCUCAGUGGACGUGACAUGGUGGGCAUUGCCCAAACAGGCUCAGGGAAGACCCUAGCCUACAUUCUCCCCGCAACAGUUCACAUAAACCAUCAGCCCCGUCUCACUCGCGGAGAGGGCCCCAUAGUCCUGGUCCUGGCUCCCACUCGAGAGCUCGCCCAACAGAUCCAAAGUGUGGCACGUGAUUUCGGCACAACCUCGCACAUUCGCAACACGUGCAUUUUCGGUGGCUCCCCAAAGGGUCCCCAGGCCCGUGACCUCGAGCGAGGUGUCGAGAUCUGCAUUGCAACACCAGGAAGACUCAUUGAUUUCCUCGAGAAGGGAACGACAAACCUGCGCAGAUGUACUUACUUGGUAUUGGACGAGGCCGAUCGCAUGCUGGACAUGGGCUUCGAGCCCCAGAUAAGAAAGAUCAUCGAGCAAAUUCGCCCCGACCGUCAGGUCCUCAUGUGGUCUGCAACGUGGCCAAAAGAGGUUCAAGCACUUGCCGAGGACUUCCUCAGCGACUACAUCCAGAUCAACAUUGGAUCCCUUACCCUCGCUGCCAACCACAACAUUCGUCAGAUCAUCGAGAUAUGUCAGGAGCACGAGAAGGAGUCCAAACUCGCUGGACUACUCCGUGAGAUUGGCUGCGAACGAGGCAACAAGACCAUCAUUUUUGUCGAGACCAAGAAGAAGGUGGACGACAUAACUAAGGCCAUAAAACGUGAGGGAUGGUCUGCCAUUGCCAUUCACGGUGACAAAUCCCAGCCAGAACGUGACUUCGUUCUGUCAGAAUUUAGAAAUGGAAAGACUUCGAUUCUCGUGGCCACUGAUGUGGCAGCUCGUGGUCUCGACGUUGAGGACGUCAAGUACGUCGUUAACUUUGAUUAUCCGAACAGCUCAGAGGACUACAUCCACAGGAUUGGGAGGACUGGACGUUGUCAGGCUGCUGGAACAGCUUACGCCUACUUCACCCCGAAUAACGCACGUCAGGCGAAGGAGCUGAUUUCUGUUCUCGAAGAGGCUGGACAAGUCAUCAAUCCUCAGCUGGCUGAUUUGGCCAAUUCCCAGAGGGGUAAUUUCGGCAAAGGACGUCAACGCUGGAACACAGCUCGCCCCUCAAACAAGGAGAACAGCUCAAGCCCAAGGAGCAAUUCCAGUCCAACUGGCAAUACAUGGCAUAAUAAUCAUAGCAAUAGUUAUCAGCAUCACCAGCAGAAUGGACAGGAUCGACAGAUGAUACCCAGGCAGCAUGGCUAUGUCCCGAGGAAUGUACAGGGCUAUCAGAAUAAUUAUCAGGGACAACAACGACAGAACAAUGGAUACCAUCAGAAUGGCUACCAGAAUGGCAACAAUCCAAAUUAUCAGGGUAAUCAGGGACAGCAGAGGUACCAGAAUCGUCCGAAUGGCUAUCAGGGCAGUCGUAUGAACUCAGCACCAAGGCAGAAUGGCUAUCCAACACCUGGCAAUCAGAAUGGACAGGGACUGUACUCAAUGCCACCACCAUUCAUCAUGCCAUCUGGUGGACAUGCUGAUUCUGGAAUUCAGAGUAUUGUUAACAACAAAUUCUUCCAGACUAACAGACCACCACCAACUGCCAAUGCCUGUGCUUAUCAGUCCAUGAGCUAUGGACAGUUCCAGGCUGUUCCACCUUAUGGAUAUCCUUAUCCACCAACACCUGUUCAACAGUGAGAUGAUCCUGGUAUCGAGGUAAAUUAAUAAAUCGGGGUUUUUGGGUCUUAUUUUUUUGUUCUGGGGUCAGAGGAGGUAAAUUCAAGGUAUUGAUAUCGUAUAUGUGUAAUCGUAUUAACAAUUUUCACAUUGAAAAAUAUUAUUGAUGGAAAUUGGAGAAUUUUUCUUUCAGUGUUCGUGGAUAGAUAGAUAUACGAACUACAAAUUUUCUUUUCUGUUUCGUCCAGUAAUUGAUAGGAAUUAUUCUCAUAUAGUUUUAGUUUUCCUCGUUUCUUUUUUUGGUUCAUUUUUUUUCUGCUAUUUUGUCUGGAAUGGUGCGAGACAUUGGCGAAAUUUAUCAUCGAUUUUGUUUUUUCGUAUUUUUGGCUUUUGUCAUGGUAAAUUGCACAGCAUAUUUCUCGAGUACAAUUUAUGAUUAAUCGAGCUGGGGAGGAUUUGAUAAAAUGGGGGGAAAAAUGUUAAUGAAUAAUGCGCCAAUAAUUUGAGGCACAUUCCAGUCGAGUCUUUGACGUAGAUAAUAGCUCGAUGAAAAUAGCAACUGGUAUAAUGAAGAAUAUAUUAAUAAUUGAAAAUGAUAAAACACGAGAAGAUAAAAUAAUUAUCGAUUAAAAUAUGGCCACGAGUAUAAUUGAAAUGUUGGUCAGAUUAAAAAAAAAAUUACAUUUAAUGCUAAUUGAAUAGUAAUCUCUUUGCAAAGUAAUCAUUAUGUACAACUAUCUGUAUGCUUUUCUGAAAUGCACGAAACGUAUAGAAGGGGGGUGGGUUAGGAUAAUUCAUAAUUUAUAAUUUAAUUUAAUGGGAAAAUGAGAAAAAAAUUUAAGAGAGAAUAAUAAAUGGAGAAGACACUUUUUGCGUGAAUAAAGGGAAAAACACUGCUGAAGACGCUCUACGAAACAAGUAGACAAUUAAUGAAAAAUUAAAUUAAAAAAAAAACGUUAAGGCCUUUUGCAUAAAAAAGUAAGUAAAGAGCCCAUUGCGCCCAAAGAAGUCAAAACAGAAUUUAAAAUAAAGCCAAACAGUUGGAAAAAUCUGUUGGUUAAUUGCGACGAGACUGGAUGUGUCUCGAUAAUUUCCAAAAUAAAUGAAAAAAACCAAUGAAAUAAUUAAUUGAAAUUUCAAUAAAUGGGUUUCAAAUGGGCGCAUAGUCCGCAUGGCUGUGCAAACCAAUAGCAAAGCUCGGUACCUUAUUUUUGUAUGAAGUUAAAAUGAUAAAAAAAAAGAUGUCACAAGGCGAAGAGACUAAAAAUAAUUUGUUGUUAGACCAACAAAUUGCGAAAAAAAAACAUGAAAAUGUUAUAUUUUAUGCAAAUGGCCACCGAGUGGCCCUCACAAAGUGCAGGCACGUGCAUCGAGUGGGCCGAAAAUAUUUAAUAUUAAUGAAGAAAAAAAAAGAAUCUAAAGUUCCCUAAUUGUACCUGUUUUUAGUUCUCUUUCUUUCUCAAAUUCGUCUAAAUUAAUCUAUUUCUCAUCCCAUAAUCCUUUUUUUCUUUCAUUCAUGUGAUAGUUUAAUUGAAUACGACUCCUAGGUUGUCAAUGUUUUUUUUCUUUUUCAUUUUUAAUGUAUUAUCAUUAGAAACGAACCGGUAGGAGGAGAAAUGUGAAGAUAAUUGUCCAAUCCGUGUUUAGAUAACUACGAAACUAGGCGUCUUUGCGCAAUCUAUUAAACUAAAUAAUCCUACGAUUUACGUUUUUCUCUGUCUCAAAUGGCUCGUGUUAGUAAUGACCAGUUUUUCAUGGAUCUUUUUUUCUCAUUUGAAGUACAGAAAAUUAGCUGUUUCGGCUAUUGAGCGGCCGGGCGCUGCGCUUUAAUUUAAUAUUUAAUAGGGACAAAUGAGAGAGAAGAGAGAAACAAAACCACAAAAUAAAUGAUAACAAAUGCCUUAUCAUAACGAGGAUCUCCGAGACCAACGGUAUUUAACUAAUGUUUUUUUUUGCAUGUGUAUAUUUUCUGCGGCCCUCCGCAAUCCGCAUCUCACGUCUGAUCGAGCUUCUUGUCUUAAAUAAAUUAAAUUAAAGAAACAAACAGAAUAAAUAUAAUGUAUUAAUUAAAAUGAAGGGAAAACGCACACAUUUGAAUCUCAGGUAAAAAUGUGAGAACAGAUGAUACCAGAUGAUUUUAUAAUUUUGCCACUUUUAAUGAUAAAUCAUUGAAUUUAUUCGCGCGAAGUAAAAUCGACGGACGAUGAGAAAUUUCAUUAAUUUUUUUUUUCUCUGAAUAAUGAUGAAAAAAACGUUCAGGAGAAAGUGGGUGGAAGGAGAGUGGAAACUGAGGGUUUAAGGAAAGCUGGAGGCUCCCGUACAUUAGCGUAUGCCUUUCGUCGUCUUAAUUAACGUUAAUUAAUUAAUAACAACGGAGGGUAAACGCGUAGUUCUGUGAUAUGUAAAAUGUAGCGCAUAGAAAAAAAAACACUGAGAGAUAACUACAAUAAAAAAAAAGUUAUGGAGAAAAAUGAGAAAUUUAAAUUCUAAUGCGCGACAUUGGAUUUAAAAAUAGGGGGGGAAAAAUGUGAAAACAAAAACUUAUCUCGCCUCAUUUUUAUAUAUGUGGUAUACCAUAUCAUGUUUAAAACAAAAUAAAGAGUCGAUGAAUUUGCUCCAUCGUACUUGGGACUUGAACAAGUGAAUAAAAAGUCAUUAAAAAAAAAUAACAAGGAUUAAUAAAUUGAGAUGAGAGAACGGCAGUUUUGUGAGUCUCCCAACUGAUUGGUCCAAUUGAGGAAAAAAAAUAUGAAGGGGAUUUUUAUGGUUGAAUUAUUCAAAUGAAUCAAUUAAUUUACAAUGAAAAUAAUUAAAUGAAAAAAUAAAUAAAAUGUAGUGGACAAAAGUUAUGAAUAAACGGGGCAACGACGAGAUCUCUGCUAACUGAUACUCUUUACUGUGAAAAACAAACUCCGACUGUUAGGUAAAUAUUGUUAGGAAAUAGUUGAAUUAUUUUUUUGAAAAAAAAAAAUAGAGAGAAAAACUAAUUGAAUACAGUGAUUGAUGAGAGGAAUGGCAUUUGUCCGAUGCUAAUUGCCAAUUUGUCAGGGUUUUUAAGCUCGUUAACAAAUUAAAAUCAGACACUCUUUUCAUCUGCAAGAGACACACGCACAUUUGAACAAAAUAGGUAGCAUGAGAAAUUUAAUUAAUGAGAUGAACAAAUUUUUUAAUGUGAAAAUUAUAAAUGAAUAAAACGUGUCGCCAAUUGAUGAGAAAGAUAGGCGUGCUUUUUAUCAAUCGAGAAUUGCCAUUUAUGUAAAUAAAUAACGUAUAUAUACAUAAACAAUAUUAUCAAUAGGGAGUUUUGUUGAAGAGUGUUUAAACGCCAGUGCAUAUUUAUCUUUUUAAUCACGAGAAUCAAAACAUUGAAGAUUCUACAGGAAAUUUGAGAAACCUGAAAAUUUCAUCUUUCAAAAUUCUCAGUUAUCUCGUUAACGAGUGGGUUUAGGGGAAAAUGUCAGAGAACAUUUUUUGUUGGAAAUUCAAUUCCCCACAAAAAAUGUCCCAUAACAUUUCUCCCUAAUGUCAGCAGUUUCCGAGAUAAUUCCAGAAUUAACAAAGAUCCUCCUCUUUUCUGUGGAAUAAAAACCUCGAAGUGGUUGCACUCUUAUUCUGUCCUAUUUUACAUUUCCUUUCAUUCUCGUCAUCAAAUUGAACCCUGCAAUCGAUAAAAAAUUAAUUUACGUCGUCACGCGACUCAGAAAUAAUUGAAUAUGGUAUUCAAAUGAGUUAAGAGAGAGAGAGGCGAAAUUUUUUUAGAUUAAUUAAAACAAAAUGUCUAAAAACGAGGUGAACUAUGAACUUCUAGUACCUUGAUUAUAACUGAGCGCUGUGAUAUUGCGUACUAAAACGUGUCUUUUUUUUCUUUUUCUUAUUAAUUGUAAAUCGUCAAUGUGCAUACGGUAAAUGUUGAAACAAUCUCCUUUUUAUACAAGACUGAUCUUUCGCCAAUUUAUACAGGAGUACGAGAAAAAUAAUGAAUAAACGUUUAAUGUGUAUUUGGAAUUUUUGUCGGGUACAACCGAGAAAAAAACGUUUGUUUAUUUCGUCAUGCGUUGAAAUGUCGAUAAAACGAUAAUAACACACAUUUUGUAUAUUCAUUGAUUGUGCUGAGGGAUAUAUUUUAUAUUGAAUCGUACUAAAAUGCCGUCCGAUGAGUGGGAACGGCUAAUUCCCAGUUGCGUUAAUUCCGUAUUCAUUUUUUUUUUUUCAUGAAAUUACGAAAUUGUUGAAGUCAUCCCUGAAUUCAGGAGUGAAACGUGAAAAUCAAAAUUUUCACACUGUUAAUUUGAAUUAUCUGGAGAACGAGUGGCUUUAGAGUAAAACGUGAAGAGACAUUUUUCGUCGGAAAUUUAAUUCUUUACAAAAAAGAUCUUGUGACUUUUCCUCCUAAAACCACUCGUUGCCGAGGUAAAUCGACAAUUACCAAAAAUUUCAAAAUUGACUUUCCACGUUUUCCACUGUUUUUCGAAUAGAGUAAUGAGAAAAUUUUGGAAAAAAGUAAAUGAACGUGUUAGUUUUGUGUGAUGAACACCUACCUUUCUCGAGAAUGUGACACGCCGGCUAAUUGUUGAUAAAACAAAUAAUUAAAGAUCAUAAUUAGUGGAAAUGUUGAUCGAGAGGCGUUUUUACUCCUCAAGUAUAGACACAAUUAAUUUAUUCAGGUACACUUUUUUUUUUUAAUUAACGCAUUUAUCGAUGGAAAAAAUAUCCUAGAGUCUAGUCAAAAUCAUAAAUACGGACUACUUUAUCACUGACACGGGGGUUAUUGCGAUAGAUAAAGCAGAGACGUAACUAUUCGUUCAUCAGAGGGGGGGAAAUGAUUUUUUUACAAAGUGAUAUUGUAGGGAAAAACGCGAACAAUGGGAGGAAAUAUAAUUGGGCGAAGUUAGCAGGCUUGUAUAAGUUUUAUAAUUGAUAUACUAGUUUGUGAUAUUAACUGAAACUAUUGAAAAAAAGAAAACAUAUUGAUGAAAAAUGAGAGAGUACCAAGAAGCCGUUCCCUGGUCGUUAGCCGAGUGUUUAUUCCAAUUGAAUAGUUUUUACAGUUGAUAUGAGAAAAUAAUUAACAUUUAAAAAAUGAGGGUAAAGUGGAAGUGGGGGAAAAUGGAUUUAAUGAAAAUUAAUGAAACAUAGAGAAAAAAAUCGUAUUUAUUUUCUGACCAUGACAUUAUUUGGGAGAAUUUAAUUAAAAUGAUUAAUAACAGUGAUAUUAAAUAUCAUACUGCUCCAAUAUUUCUCACGAGAGAUAAUGAAAAAUAAAUGAUGAAUAAUUAAAGUUGAUAGAAAGUCCUGAAAAAUGUGAUGGAGGAGCAACCCCUUAAGUAGUCUCGUUAACGCCUUCUGUCAUUAAAAGUUUUUUUUUUCGUUCGAGGUUAAAGAAAAAUACGAAACAAAGAUUUAAGUAUGAUUAAAAGAAAUAAAAGGGAGACAAACUCGUUAAUUACGACAAGGCCCCAGGAAUGUGAAGAGGAAUAAUAUUUGAUUGAUGAUAAAAAUGGUGAAUAAUUAUUUGAUUUAAACAUGGAGAAAAUUUUUAAGAGAAAAAGUAACAGAAAAAAUGUAAUUUUCAAAAUGGGUAAAUUACUGCUCUACAUUCAGAUUCUCUUCUGUAGGUUUCACUAAAGUGCAUUUCUUGUAUGUUAUACAGUAUUAUGAAUAGAGAAUAAAAUAAAGAAAAAUCAUAUUGCACCUUUA
Diachasma alloeum is the source of this 7987-nucleotide messenger RNA. RefSeq names its product DEAD-box ATP-dependent RNA helicase 20. Lineage: Eukaryota; Metazoa; Arthropoda; Insecta; Hymenoptera; Braconidae. Gene Ontology annotation, molecular function: RNA helicase activity; RNA binding; ATP binding. Gene Ontology annotation, cellular component: nucleus; cytoplasm; ribonucleoprotein complex. The coding region runs from base 182 to 2311 and encodes 709 amino acids. The record is from RefSeq and is a predicted model, not a curated record. The transcript has 3 exons.